This is a messenger RNA of Oenanthe melanoleuca, 1095 nucleotides long. Its product is annotated as serine/threonine-protein kinase pim-1-like. The transcript has 4 exons. Lineage: Eukaryota; Metazoa; Chordata; Aves; Passeriformes; Muscicapidae. The coding region runs from base 93 to 887 and encodes 264 amino acids. Gene Ontology annotation, biological process: protein autophosphorylation; negative regulation of apoptotic process. Gene Ontology annotation, molecular function: ATP binding; protein serine/threonine kinase activity. Gene Ontology annotation, cellular component: cytoplasm. The record is from RefSeq and is a predicted model, not a curated record.
GGUCGGGGGCCGUGUCUGGCCCCGGGCCGAGCGCUGACAGCCGCGUGUCGCCCGCAGGGAAGUCGCAGGAGGCGUUGCAGGAGCGGUACCGGAUGGGUUCGCUGCUGGGCAGAGGCGGCUUCGGCAGCGUCUUCUCGGGCACCCGGCUCGCGGACGGCGCCCCGGUGGCCAUCAAGCGCGUGCCGCGGGGUCGCAUCCGGCGCUGGGGCGAGCUGCCCAACGGCGCCCGUGCGCCCCUGGAGAUCGUGCUGCUGGACAAGGUGUCCACUGGCUUCCCUGGAGUCAUUCAGCUGCUGGAGUGGUUCGAGCUUCCCAGCUGCUUCUUGUUGGUGCUGGAGCGUCCGGAGCGAUGUCAGGACCUCUCUGAUUUCAUCGCGGCUCGGAGGUUCCUGCCGGAGGAGGAGGCGCGGGGGCUGUUCCGCCAGGUGCUGGAGGCCGUGCGGCACUGCAGCAGCUGCGGGGUCCUGCACAGGGACAUCAAACCGGCCAACAUAAUCAUCGACCUGGACAGCGGGCAGCUCAAACUGAUUGACUUUGGCUGUGGCACCUUUCUCCAGGACACAGUCUACACCCAGUUUGCAGGAACACUGUCCUACAGCCCCCCAGAAUGGACCCACCUCAAAUGCUACCACGGCGAGGCAGCAACGAUCUGGUCCCUGGGUAUCCUGUUGUACCAGAUGGUCUGCGGGAAGCACCCGUUCCAGAAGGGCCGGGACAUCAUCUGGGGCCAGCUCAAGUUCCCACAACAGCUCUCUCAAGGUGGAUCCUCAUCUCUGGGCACAGGGAAUACCAGUGCUGGGAGACAGCUGUGGGCUCGUGACCAUCCUGCUCUGGCAGCUGCUGAGGAGGUGGCACAUGUCCUGCUGUCCUCCAAAACAGGGAAUUGACUGGAAAGUUUAGGCGCAGCUGUGAGAACAUCCAGCAGAGCCCAGGCACGGGAAUGGUGGGGCAAAGCAAACAGGAUCCUUCUCCAACUGUCUGGUGAUUUGUGGUUUCUCUCCCCAGAGUGCCAAGAUAUUAUCAGUUGGUGUUUAUCCAUGCGCUCCUUGGACAGGCCAUCUGUGGAAGAUCUGUUCUAUGACCCUUGGCUGCAGG